GCACCGUACGUUUGCACAGUGGUAGGGGGCGCGUCCUUGUGUCUGACAGGUUGAACUCCUGACCCUAACUGACCCAAUAGUUGUACCCAGAUCCAGCUGUGACCGGUGGAUUGAACUGCGAUCGAGCGAACUGUUCAACAUCAAAUCAGAAAAAAUGAAAGUCUCCGUCAUAGGAGGAGGAAUUGUGGGUAUGACCUCUGCCCUGCACAUCAUGGAGCAGUGCUCGUCUGCGCAUGGGCAGUUGGAGCUGACCGUCAUCUCUGAGAAGUUCUGUCCGGACAAUACGAGUUACGGAGCGGGCGGUCUGUGGAAACCGCCGUCACAGGAACAUAUGAGUGAGGCAGAAUUGAAACGCCUACAGGGUUCCUUUGACUUCUUGACAUCGGUUCUCCGGACAAGCUACGCACAUGAAGCCGGCAUCUUCCUCCAGCCGGGUUACAUCGUCCACAUGGACCCCAUACCGGACCCGGCCUGGAAAGACAUCGUCGUUGGGUUCCGACAUGUCACUCCAUGGGAGCUAACCAACCUGUUUCCUGGUUACAAACAAGGAUGGUUCUACACAGCCUUUAUCUGCCAGCCUAGAGACUUCUUACCGUGGGCAAAGAAAAGAUUGACUCAAAGAGGGGUUAGCUUCGUACAGAGAAAAGUUAACUCAUUGGAAGAGUUGGCGCCACAUUACGAUAUUGUUGUGAACUGCAGCGGCGUGGGAGCGACAAAGCUGGCGAGUGACGAGGCCGUUUCAGCGAGUCGGGGUCAGGUCAUGAGGGUAAAGGCUCCCUGGCUGCGGUACUUUGUAGAGACGGACGGAAAAAAUCCAGUCAUCGACGGCAUACCAUAUAUGUACCCAAAUUUGCACAAUGUAGUUAUCGGUGGAAUCAAACAGACUGGAAAUUCCCGAAUAACAAACGACCCACGUGACACGGACACCAUCUGGAAGGGAAUCUUGGCGUUGAACUCUCAAAUGAAGGGAGCGGAGGUUGUAGAGGAGUGGACGGGUUUCCGCCCCAUGCGGGACGGAGGAAUCCGGCUGGAGAGAGAAACACUGACGGGAACUUCAACAGGGCGGCCACUGGAGGUGGUUCAUAACUAUGGGCAUGGAGAGGCCGGGGUUACGUGGUCACACGGCUGUGCCAAAGAAGUUGCCGACAUCGUGAAAACCAUCAUGGCGGAACGACGUCCAAAAUCUCGUUUAUAGACUAUAGUAAUUCCCUGAAACGAUUUUCACUGCGACGACUGGGUGAAAAAUUUAACGUUGUAUGUACAACUAUUCCGAAUCGAAUGUGGAUAGCGUAUUCUGGAAGUCAAAAUCAGUGCGCAGGCAAAACAAAACUAGAAUGAGACAAAGAAGGUGCCUAAUUUCUUUCAUCUUGCUAAUGGCGACGACUAGCACUGCAAAAAUGAUUGAACAAGAAGAACAUUUGAUGACAUGAUAAAAGAAAUAAUCCGCAAUCAUUGUUUAUUUUUUCAUCGUAUGCCGUUGUUUUGUUUUACAGUGUUUCAAAAUUCCAAACGGAUUAUGUCUAUGUGUAUCAUUAACCUACUCGUUACCUACAAUAUAUUUGAUUUCACCCUGACUUAGCCGCUUCAACCUGAGGCUUGUUGGUCUGGUGUUCAUAUUUUUUUGCAUCAUGAAAGCACGUAAAAGGUCAUAGGAAAUCGUCUCUCCAAGCAGAUGAUGGGUCAAAGAAUGUAAUGUUUUCUUGGUGAUGAUCGGGCUUGUAUGACAGUACCGUAACCCAUAUAAGCAAAUGAACAGCUGAGUAAAAGGCAAAAGUUGUUAUUGGGAAACUCAUAAUGUCUACCAUAAUCUGCUCAUUACGUAUAAUAUCUGAUGUAUACGUGAAUGUAGGCGGCGCUUCGAUGGGCGGACAUGGUGCUCACUUGGGCUCCUUACGUGGUGCCCAAAUAUCCAUAUUUUUAUGGCAACUAAUGUAUUGCAAGCACACACAAUCACAAUUCUACUGUCAAAAGAAAGCUAAUAUAUCAUAAAAUUAGAAUUUUCAUUUAUGUUUGUCUAAAUUGGUCACCAGCUUCCGAAGAGAGCAAAUUCCAAAAGCGGGGCAGGUUAGGGCGCACUGUU
Molecule: messenger RNA, 2080 nt
Organism: Branchiostoma floridae (Florida lancelet)
Lineage: Eukaryota; Metazoa; Chordata; Leptocardii; Amphioxiformes; Branchiostomatidae
Product: D-amino-acid oxidase-like
Exons: 11
Coding region: 155-1195 (346 amino acids)
Molecular function (GO): FAD binding; D-amino-acid oxidase activity
Source: RefSeq, a predicted model, not a curated record